AUGAAUUGGCCCCAGGUUGAUGAUGUUGUUACCGUUAAUUUGCGCAAUGUCUGCUCAGUACGAUCUGGUGUUGUGUUUAAAAAGAGGCCAGGGUUGAAGGAUACUAGUGAGGCAGAUGAGCAACAAAAGCAAUCAGAACAUCAAGUCCAGUCUUCCUCCCAGGCAACUGGGAUGUCUCACCCACACAUUACAACACCAAAUAUGCAAUAUGCGGCACCUCCACAGCUUGGAGCUGGAAAUGCUAUGGCACAAGCUGCUUUCCCAUAUCCAGAUCCUUACUAUAGAAGCAUCUUUGCUCCGUAUGAUGCACAGUCUUAUCCUGCGCAGCCUUACCCUGCACAGCCAAUGGUCCACCUCCAGUUGAUGGGAAUUCAGCAAGCUGGUGUUCCUUUGCCAUCAGAAACAGUUGAGGAGCCUGUGUUUGUCAAUGCAAAACAAUAUCAUGGCAUUAUGCGACGUCGGCAAUCUCGUGCAAAAGCUGAAUCAGAAAAUAAAGUUGUUAAGUCUAGGAAGCCAUACUUGCAUGAAUCUCGACAUCUGCAUGCAUUGAGAAGAGCUAGAGGAUGUGGGGGUCGUUUUCUUAAUUCAAAGAAAAAUGAGAAUCAGCAGAAAGAGGUGACAUCAGGUGACAAACCACAAGGCAAUAUCAAUCUUAACUCCGAAAAAGAUGAUCUUGCUUCUUCAGAAAGUGCCUCUUGA
Messenger RNA from Ilex paraguariensis (yerba mate), 699 nucleotides. The record is from the annotation of a GenBank genome assembly. NCBI's taxonomy places the organism in Eukaryota, Viridiplantae, Streptophyta, Magnoliopsida, Aquifoliales, Aquifoliaceae.